Molecule: messenger RNA, 6219 nt
Organism: Phalacrocorax carbo (great cormorant)
Lineage: Eukaryota; Metazoa; Chordata; Aves; Suliformes; Phalacrocoracidae
Source: RefSeq, a predicted model, not a curated record
ACUGCGGGUGGGGGAUUGGCGGGAGACCCGUGUCCCUCCGUUAAGGAGCCCCUUCCGCGGCGGGGUUCCACACGCCUGCGGCGGGUCAGGUGGACAAGCGAGCGCGUGCCGCUUCCGGAGCGCACCACGCGCGGAACAAAACGCGCCUUGAAGGCGUGGCCCAGGCGGCAUGGCUGCCCCCCACGCAGAUACGGGAACCCACGCUCUGGCGGCUCCAGGCCGGGCCCCGUCAGCUGCGGGAGUGCAGUCGGUGCUGCUGCCGCGCUGGGCCAGACCCCACACCCGUAUCCUUGCGCGGGGGUAACGCGUGUCUCGGCAGAAGGGGGCGCGACCCAGGUGGGGCAGCCGCUGGGUCGGAUUGAACCGAGGGGAGCGGAAAAGAAAAAAAGAGCUCGAGUGUGGCCCGUACGGGGAUCGAACCCGCGACCUUGGCGUUAUUAGCACCACGCUCUAACCAACUGAGCUAACCGGCCCGCUGAAACCGUUUUUCCCGCCGCGGCUGGAUGAAGGUCCAGCCGCCCCCUCCCCGGCGUGGAGCGAGGCCUGCUCGAGCCCCACCGGUGUGGGAACGGGGCCGGCUGGAGUUCUCCCCCGGAGAGCGCUCGGCUGGGACACAGCGCCCGGGAGGGAACAACCACCUCACCUCCCAGUCAGUGGGGUAGCACUUCCUAGGGUACGAUUCCAGUUUCAUUUAGUUAGACAUCAUAUUUAUUUUGGGCGUUUAUUUCAAAGCAUUUACUCUUCUGGCUGCCUAAUGCACUGUUGGGAUCUUGGUUUGCGCUGACAAACGAUUCGCCUUUUCCUAGUAUUUUGCCUUUUUAAUACAUACGCAGCAUUUAAAAGGCUUUUCUUCUCAGCUUUGAAGCCUACAUUAAAAUACGUUAUGUCCGUUCAGCAAAAGGCGAACGCCAUGGCGGGGGGGUGGCGGGACACGACACGCACCUCUCCGAACCGCGGUUUUUGGGGACCGGCUCGCUAUAGCCCGGCGGGCAGUCCGCGCUUCCCAGGGAGCCCCUUCCCCCGCCUCCCUCCCGCAAGCUGGGGCGCGGAGGCGUGCACUGCCUCACGCAGCCCCGCAGCGGCGCACGGAAACCACGGGGGACCGGGAGGCCACCCGAGACACGCUGCCGCCGCCACGCGCCCGCCCGCAAGUGACCGGCGAAGGCCGGGGCGGCCGCCGGCGACCCUACGGGGGUCUCCUCGAUCGGACCGGGGACCGUUAGCCCCUGACCAACGGCAGGCUCAGCUCCACCGUCCCAGGCAAGGCACGCCCGUGGGGCGCUCGGGGAAGGAUCGCUCCACGGGAGACGAAGACACGCCCAAGGGGGUACAAAGCACCUCAGGGUGCUGCGCCGCGACACCACCCUGAGGUAAGGAGGGAGGACGGAGCUCCCAUCCAGAGCCAGCCCCGCGACAGCAGACCACGGGCACAGCUGCCGGCCUGGCGUGCCGCUUGCGGCGGGACGUGACGUGAUGACGCCGCGGGGGCGGGGCCGGGGAGCCUGCGCGGUUGCCAGGGUGACGGGAACACAACAUGGCGAGCUGACGGCCGGGCCGGGUGGUGCCCGGCGGCGGGGUGACCCGGCUGCACCUUUCCCCCACCCCGAACCGGCGGGCAAGCGCAGGAUGAACAACUAUAAACCAGUUGGUAAGAUAGGAGAGGGAACAUUUUCUGAUGUUCUGAAGACACUGAGUCUUAGGGAUGGAAAGUACUAUGCAUGUAAACACAUGAAGCAGCAUUUUGAAAGUAUGGAACAAGUGAAUAAUCUGAGAGAAGUACAAGCACUAAGGAGGCUGAGUCCGCAUCCUAAUAUCCUUAUGUUACAUGAAGUUGUUUUUGAUAAAAAAGCUGGCUCCCUUUCACUGAUAUGUGAACUUAUGGAUAUGAAUAUUUAUGAGCUGAUAAAAGGAAGGAGGAAGCCAUUAUCUGAAAAAAAAAUUAAGAACUACAUGUACCAGUUAUGCAAAUCUCUUGAUUACAUACAUAGCAACGGGAUAUUUCACAGAGAUGUGAAACCAGAAAACAUAUUAAUAAAGCAGAAUACCCUGAAGUUAGGAGAUUUUGGAUCUUGUAGGAGUAUAUAUUCUAAGCAGCCACAUACAGAAUAUAUCUCUACACGCUGGUACCGAGCACCUGAAUGCUUACUUACAAAUGGCUACUAUAGUUAUAAAAUUGAUAUGUGGAGUGCUGGCUGUGUUUUCUAUGAAAUCACAAGUUUUCAGCCUCUCUUUCCUGGAUCUAAUGAGCUGGACCAAAUUUCAAAAAUCCAUGAUGUUAUAGGUACUCCUGCUAACGAAACUCUCAGCAAGUUCAAGCAGUCAAGAAUUGCGAGUUUUGAUUUCCCCUUUAAAAAAGGAAAAGGAAUACCGCCUCUUGUGCACAAUUUGUCUCCCAAAGGCUUCUCUCUCCUGUAUGCAAUGAUAAAAUAUGAUCCUGAUGAGAGAAUCGCUGCCCAUCAAGCGUUACAGCACCCUUAUUUUCAAGAACUCUGGGCAGCUGAUCCACAACUUAUGGCCGUGCACAAAAAAUUAAGGUUACUAGGAAAUACAGCAGGGCAAGUACCUCUGCAGUCGUGGCAAAUUUCGAAGGAAAGUCAAAGACAGUAUUCUCUUAGGAAAGUCCAGGAAAAAACAAAACAACAACAUGGACCUCCUCAUGGAGAACUACCAAAAUUAAAUCUUUCUGGAGUAGCCAAACUGACUUCCUGUCCUGCUCUGACAUUCCAUGCUGUUUUCGGGGCACCUAAGGAAAGUGGUGAAACCCCCUCAUUACAGUCUGUUAGAUUUAUUGGAUCAAAUGUCGAGCAGUCUGAGAAACAGAAGGCAUGUAAGUCUUCCCCAAAAUAUUUCCACUUACCUGCUAUCAAACGAAGAGGAGGAGGAGGAGGAGGAGGUUACUGACUGCCUUGUCAAGUAUUUGGAGUGUGAGGAAAAGCACGACUCUGCAGUGAGAGCCAAUCACGCUUCCGUUGUGAGAGCGCUAACGAGAACAGCAGUGCCGCCUUCUGUGUUCUCUGACAAUUUGUAGGAGAAACCCCCAAGUUUCUGAAGGGCUGCUUACCCACCGUUUUGGUGUUCUGUUCCUGAAGGGUAUCAGUAUUUAAUUAAAGCCUUGUUCUGGCAGAGCUUAGUGAGCACUCUGGAUUGAACUUUCUAGGUUUGGGUUUUUUUCCCUUUUAGAACCUGAUGGAGGAGGAGGUUGGUUAAAAAUAACAUGGAAGGAUUCUUUGAGCUCCAGUAUUAGGAAUGGAAUGUUAGCUACAAAAUAUAAGUUUUCAUAUCAUAUUAUAAAUGACAGCUAACUUUUGUAUAGUUUUUUAGAUGUAAAAUUUUUAAUUUUCAGUCAACUCUGGAAAGAAUUCACCUCCCGUAUUCAGUAGCUUCAGCCUCAAGUUUUGUUAAGAAUGUGCAGAUUAUGUAAUCAAAUGAGAUAAUUGAUUUUGAUGCAGUUUUGGUAACUGCUGAAUAUUUUUAUAUAACUCCACCUAAAAGCUAAAGCAACUUUUAUCUGAUUCAAAAGCAUAUAAAACUUUGUCGUCGUUUUCUUCAAGCCAUUGAUCUCAAUGUUAAUCAAAAGUUUUAACAGCGACUGUUGCAGCUAGUUGCAUAGAAGAGCAGUCAAGGCUUCUCUUCAAGAAGUCACACUUCAGAAAUGCUGCGCACAGAUCAUCGGUAGCAAUUCAAUAUAAUGUCACUGUUUCCUAGUGAUAUAAAAGGUAAGAGUUGCAAGGCAGAGUUUUUAUCUUGCUUGGAAUGAGUAAUUACUGCAAUUUGAUACCAUUGAUUUUUGAAGUCCCAAGAUCUCCUAAAAAUUGGCAAUAAUUAAUUUGCAAUACUUUGGCGAUGUGUUACAAAAUAGUUUUGCUAUUGAAAAAACAAAUGAGUUUGUGCAAGUCAUACUUAGGUGGGGGUUUAAAAAUCUUCUGCCUCAUAAGUAUGCCUGCAGGACACGUUUUGCAAAUAACUUUUAUUUUUUUAAUAGUUCUAAAAGUUACUGUGGUCAUAAUUGGGAAGUGAUCAGCUUUUUGUCCAGUAACCAAACACUUCUGGAGCCGCUGCUGCUGUUCAAAAUUUUCUGUGCAACACGAAAGUGAAAACCAAGCGAUGAGAAGGCAGGCAAGGGGCGAUGUGUAUUAGGAGUCGCUGCUGCGCAUGAGGAGGCACCGUGAAAAAAUGCACAGGGUAGCAGGUCAUGCUAAUGUUACUAAGCCAACCCUUAAGCAUCAGUUUGAGAUUGGUGCUCUAAGUCCAGACAAACUAUUUCUUCUGAUCACUUAAGAUGCAGCUCAAACAAUGCAAUAAAGCACCCAUUAAGAUUUUUAUAAAAAUUCUAGUCAUUUAGAGUAAGUAAGAGUUAUGCCCGUUAUGCUCUCAGAUCUGGGAUUUUAUUAGGCUGUGCAUUUGUUAAAAUAACGGUUCUUCUCAUUCAGUUAGAGGUUUUCCAGUAGGUGGCUUUUUUGUUGUGCUAUUUUGGUUGGAUGGUUGUCUUUUUAAGAAUUGGCAUCUCACCACUCGUAGGACACUGUUGUGACUGUGUUAGAUCCUAUUCCUUGUUCUCCCAUUCAGCUUCUGGAUAACUUCGAGCAUGCUGAAAUUCCACACUGUAGCUUUUCAAUGUGGGGAAGCUCAUGAACCUCAAGUUCUUUAUGAAUCUUCUGGAUCUUCUGGAAUCUACUGCUUAAAAGCACUUGUCUAUCUUAUAUUUAUCCUUGUGUUUUGAAGAAGGUAUUAUUUUCACAUACUGGACUGAGGAGCAACAUGACAUUUACUAGCAGAUUUUUUAAAAUGGGAAAAUAUUAGCAGGCUAAAGGUUUGUGGCACGUACCAUGGGAGUAAUUUUUUGGUAUUGAUUCAAAGUUGACUAUCCAAGUUGAGCAUCUUGCACCUGCAUCACAGCCUACUGCACCUUUGCUCAUUUUAUUCCAUUUCUUCAUAGCAAACUUUCAGAAUCUCAAUAGCAAGAAUGGAAAAACAUCCCAGCCCCCACAAGAAUUCUUGUAAAAUAAGGCUACAGCACACGAACAAGGCUCUGCAGGGAAACCCGCAUUGCUGCUGCUCAUCCUAGGUAUGCCAGGGGAGUAGCAGGGGUCACUUACUGGGACUGAACAAAUGUGUGAGCAGAGAUUUAGUGGAGGAAGCAGUCCACAUCAGUAGGGUGAGACCCUCAUAAUAAAGGGAGAAUUAAACAGCAGAGUGUAGCAGUAUAGCUAACUGCUCUUCCUCGCUUUAUUGAACCUGAUACUGAUACUGGCUGGGUGCUCUCUUUUCUCCAGUUCUAAGCAGAAAAUGUGCUCCUGACCGGCAGCUCCAAGCACGGUGGGGUGUCCAAUGACAGCAGCUGGCUGAGUUUUACUGCUGUUGCAGUUAAUCAUUGCUCCACUUCGUCAUGCUUUCAUGUUAGCAGCUUGUACUGGUAGAACAGAUGGAGAACUCCAACAAUAAGGCAAUCCAAUAUUUGUUUGAAUGCCUAGCAGAGGCUUAUAUAUAAAUAUAUUUCAUUUGCCAUUGUACUUCUGGAGACAACGUACACGCUCCGGCUGUUGGAUCAGUGGCAAACUUGAGUUUUCCCACUUGCUUUAUAGUUAAAAUGCACUCAACGUCAAACUACAAACUGGAAAGUAUUGUUUCUACGCUCAUUCUUCCAGCUAAAAUUCCAUAUUGAGAUGAUGUGUGUUCCACUCACUUUUAGAUAUUUUUUUCUAACAUAGUAGGACAUAGUUUUCUAACAGCUCCCUUAAGAGCUGUAUCUAUAGUAGGAAACUCUAAAUUCUUUCCAGGUAAGUUAUUAAUAUCCCUUUUCUUCCUAAAAUAUGUUUUUCCAUAUGGACUAAAGGGUGGGAUGGGCAGUUCAAGCUUCUAGACGAUUGCCUAAUAGCAAAGAGGCUGGAAAAAGAAAAACCACGUAUCCGCCUUGUACACUGUUUAACUGUGCUCUGUAGCAGGGACGUACUCUGCAAACGGGUGUGCAAGUAGCUGCUGUUACUACCCCAGUGUGGGCUCCUACUGGUUUUCCAUACUGUUUUUGUGUUUUUUCAGUUGAAGGAAAGAAAAAAUCUUUCCAAGUUACUACGUAUUUUCUCAACUGUUUCAUUUUGCCUCAGGCCGUACGAAGCACUUUUAUAAAAGAAGUCUCCAGGGAGGUAAUUAGUCUUCAGUGAUGAGGUUUAUCUUUAUUUUAACAGUUAAACCCACUAUGUUAAUAAAACUUCUGAACGAUAA